AUGUCGGGCUUCCAGAUCCCAGGCCUCGGCCAGGCCAAACCCAACGAGACACUACCACCUCUGCCCGCCGAUGUUGUUGCAGCGGCUGCCAGUGUGCAAGAUACCGAGAUUACAGAUGCAGCCCCCCAUGAUACAAGCAAUCAGUCCGCCGAGCCUGUUACCACAGAGCCCAAGCCCUCUGAGGCUCAGCCAGCGCCCGCUGUAGAUGCCGAUGCUAUGGUAGUCGACCAACCCGAAAGCCCUCCCUCUCUCACAGGCGCCCUGGAGGCUGCGCUUGGUGGACUAAAUCCCACCACCGAUGCGCAACCGGCUCCUACCGCGAACGUCGAACCCGCGCCGCUUCAGAACGACCAGGGCGACAACCCAGAGUGGGAGGUUGACUCUUCUCCAUACGAAUCCUCCUCAGAGUCAAGCAGCUCUGAUUCUUCCGAUGAGGACUCCGACAACGAGGGUUACGAACUCCUGGGCGUUGAGGAGACGGCGCGCCUACUUAUGCAAGCCGAGGGAGGAUCCGACGAUGAGGGCGACCGAGGAGCAAAGGGUACCAAUGCCGGUCAAGUCCGAACAAAGAACGAGAUCGUUGAGGAGGUGGUUCCCAAGCCCGACGUUACAAUCACACCCGAGAUGAAGAUCGAAGAGCUGGGAGCUAUCGAGCAUAUUGUAGAGAACAUUAUGCUGAUCAAGGCAUUCACACCUGGAGAGUACCAAGUUCUUGAUUCGGGUUCCGCGCUUUGCACAGCCGAGCGAGUCGUUAUCGGUGCUAUUGCAGAAACGAUAGGCAAGGUUCUGCAGCCCAUGUACACUGUUCGCUUCACAUCGGAGCAAGACAUCAAGGAGCUAGGUCUAGAGCUUGGCCAAACGGUGUUCUAUCCUGUCGACCAUGCCUCAUAUGUCUUUACCGAGCCAUUGAAGAACCUGAAGGGUUCCGACGCCAGUAACCUGCACGAUGAGGAAGUCGGCGACGAGGAGAUGGAGUUCUCAGACGACGAGAAGGAGGCUGAAUACAAGCGAGCAAUUAAGCAGAAGAAGAAGGAUAAGUGGAAGAAGGACCCCGCUAAGGGAGGCAAGGAGCCUCACCCUCUGCGACAAGAAUCGCGACCGGACGGAGGCCUUAACUACGACGACGAUGAAGAUGGUCCGUAUAAGCCUCUGGCGCGACCACCAGGAUACGGCACUGGUCCUUCUACAACCGAGACAUACGAACCUUCAUCCGGCAGGAACUUCCAGCAAAGGGGAGGACGACGUGGCGACUCCAGAGGUCGUGGGGGCCGUGGACGAGGUUCCAGCCGUGGCGGACGGGGAGGCUUCAACCAGCCUAGGGACGGUUACUCAAUGCCUCCUCAAGGGGCUCCUCAACCUGCUCAACAAGCAGCUCCUCCUACCCAGUGGGCCGGUGCCCAGCCUCCUGCUCAAGGCGCAGCACCAGCAAUGCCUAACUUUGGCUUCCAAUUCCCUGCCUGGCCUCAACAGCCCGCACAGGGCAAUGUUGCUGCUGCUGCAGUUCCUCCCCCGCCUCCUGGGUGGCCAAACGCCCAAGGUCAACAGGCUGCAAAUGGCGGAUCAUUUGUCAAUCCUGCUUUCUUUGCUGCGUUGAUGUCUACUAUGCAGUCGCAGCAGGGUGGCCAGCCAGCUUGGGGCCAGCAGCAGCAGCCUCCCAAUAAUGGAAACGGUCAGGGCCAGUAG
Fusarium sp. VM40 is the source of this 1683-nucleotide messenger RNA. The record is from the annotation of a GenBank genome assembly. Lineage: Eukaryota; Fungi; Ascomycota; Sordariomycetes; Hypocreales; Nectriaceae.